AUGCCCUUCGCACAUAUAUCGGAAAAGGGUCCUCUGUCGGUGAAUCAGAUCCUCAGUAACAAGAUGCGGCCUUUCUUGACGAGGCGGAUAUUGAUCGCAUGCACAUCGCUUUUGGUUCUGUCUCUAUUGUUUCAUCAUAGUUAUUAUCUGCGCGAGCACGAUCCAUUAAUAUCCUCCAGAGUCGAUUUAUCGCCUCACCUCGAGCCCGAAGGUGGUAAGAACUACGAGGGACGGGGCCUGUUCAAGCCUCUAUGGAUCGAUGGAUAUGACAAUACUGGGAUACCAGGAGGGGAAUAUCUUGGGCGGAACCUGUCAUGUCCUUCAUUGGCGCAUUCGGCCCAGAUCGGGGUGCAAGAUUCUUUCUUCCUACACGACAACUUCCUUGAGAUUGCCGGGGAGUUGGAUUCGCACCCCAUGAUCGACUAUGUGCCCGCCAUAGCCAAACUGGGCGAUGGCCCGUUUACCUUGGACAAGAUGUUGGAUUCUUCCUGGGAUCGCCUCGCCACAGCUUGCAUCUGGAUGCCUGAUCACAACGUCCAUCUGUGCGUGUCGAGGAUCAUAUUCCACCCGGGUGGCCGCAAAGACCGGUGUCGUAUCAGCUUUCUGAGAGGACAAAUUUACAGCGAAUCCUGGAUACACCUCGAUCGAUACAAGCUGAAAUGGAAAGACCAAGAAAUCACCUUUCCCAAAGUGUUUGACACGGAUACCGAAUUCAAGCUCGGUGGGGCGCUUUACGGUCCUGAAGAUGCACGGAUCAUCAUAGAAGAGGGCGUCGACGACGCCGAACCAGUGGUUGUGUUCAACAUGAUCACAAGUCACUCCGACUGGAAGCGAGCCAUGUGGGUUUUCCGCCCAUUCUCAGAACAGUCCCGCAUCCUCACCGUGCGAGGAACUGAACGGCCGAAGAAAGAAAAGAACUGGGCGCCCUUCUUCGUGAGGGAGCUGGAAGGAGCGUCCAACGCGACGUUGCAACGCCAGCCAAGCACAUACAUUCAUUUCAUCUGGCGAUUCGAGCCGUUGACCGUUCUGAAAUGCCAUCUCUCGACGGGCAUGUGCGAUGUGGUCUUUGAACAGGCCGUCCUACCAGCACUCUCCAGCCAACAUGACGAUCAUGACGGCAGCCUCCGCGGUGGGACACAGCUCGUGCCUAUUCCGCUCUCCAAGCUGAAGAGGGAUUCUCCAUUCGGCUCACCAAACGUCCAAGCCUUUGUUUCCUUUCCCAGGACACAUGUCGAAAAGGCUGGCGGCUGUAGGCAGGCCGUCUAUCGACCAGAGUUGGCCGUGCUGGUCACCAAUACUACCCACUUCUAUCUGACAUAUGCGUCUGAAGCCUUGGACUUCAGUGAGGGCAUCGUCAUGGACGCCGCUGCUCUGGCCGACCCUUGCGGUAAAGGUCGGAUUAUGAUCACCAACAGUAUUGCUCGGUGGGAUCUCAAUGGGCGAGACUCUAACGGCAAGCCAAUGGAUGUCAUGACUUUGAGUCUAUCAGUUGAUGAUGCCACCGUCCAAGUAUUGAUGGUGGCCGGCAUUUGGGACCUCUUACGCGGUUUGCCGUCCCUUGCCACUUAUUUCGAACAAAAGAAGGUGGACACCAUUGAUGGAUUCCCUGCUGUCAGUGAUGUCGGAGACAGCGAAUAUUCGCCGCUCCUUGAACCCUUCGCACCUUACGAACGAGCAAAUGCCGUUGGGUGGGAUGUCCGCGCGUGCCUGGAAGAAUCUGCUCUGAGAUAUGUCAAUGCUCGUGUGGAUUCAGUCAAGCAAGCCCAGGAGAAAGAGAAAGAGCUGCAAAGAAUAAAAGCCGAGCAGGAGAAGAAAAAGGCCGAGGAGGAGAAGAAGAAGGCUGAAGAGGAGAAUAAAAAGGCUGAAGACGACAAGAAAAUGGCCGAAGAAGAGAAGAAGAAGGCCGAGGACGACAAGAAGAAGACCGAAGAAGAGAAUAAAAAGGCUGCCCAACAUGCUGAUGAAGAUAAAAAGAAAGCCGAUGCUAAGAAGGUACAGGAGCAGAAGGCGCUUGAGGAAAAGGUUGCUCAAGAAAAGAAGAAGGCCGAGGACAACAAAAAGGUCGAGGAAGAUCCGAAAAAGGAGCCCGACGAUAAAGCGCAGCAUGUCACCGAUAAAACGCCAGCGGCAUGA
Molecule: messenger RNA, 2133 nt
Organism: Capronia coronata CBS 617.96
Lineage: Eukaryota; Fungi; Ascomycota; Eurotiomycetes; Chaetothyriales; Herpotrichiellaceae
Exons: 2
Coding region: 1-2133 (710 amino acids)
Molecular function (GO): mannosyltransferase activity
Source: RefSeq, a predicted model, not a curated record